AAAAAAAAAAUGGGCUCAAAUCAAUAGAAAUGAAACCCUAACUCUCUCAGUAGUCUUAAAGCAAACACUUGUGGCAGAACCCUACGGCGGCUCUUCAUCUCAUCCUCUCGGUCAAAUUUCAGUAGCUCUUCAGCCAUGGUGAACGUUCCCAAGACGAAGAAGACUUACUGCAAGAACAAGGAAUGCAGAAAGCAUACCUUGCAUAAGGUGACCCAAUACAAGAAGGGAAAAGAUAGUUUGGCUGCACAAGGAAAGCGUCGUUAUGACAGGAAACAAUCCGGUUAUGGUGGUCAAACCAAACCCGUCUUUCACAAGAAGGCAAAAACUACAAAGAAGAUUGUGCUAAGGUUGCAAUGCCAAGGUUGCAAGCAUGUUUCUCAGCACCCAAUUAAGAGAUGCAAGCAUUUUGAAAUUGGUGGAGACAAGAAGGGCAAGGGAACUUCACUUUUUUAAGCAGUUUGUUGCAGGGUUGCAGCUACUAUUCAUAUUUUUGUUCUAGCAGACUUUUUAUAUUAUUUGAAAUUUAUAUUGCAAGUGCCUGUUUAGCUUUUGACACAUCUGCCUGGAGAAAUGAAAAUCUUGUGUUAUUGACUGUUCUUA
Molecule: messenger RNA, 600 nt
Organism: Helianthus annuus (common sunflower)
Lineage: Eukaryota; Viridiplantae; Streptophyta; Magnoliopsida; Asterales; Asteraceae
Product: 60S ribosomal protein L44
Exons: 4
Coding region: 136-453 (105 amino acids)
Biological process (GO): translation
Cellular component (GO): ribosome; cytosolic large ribosomal subunit
Molecular function (GO): structural constituent of ribosome
Source: RefSeq, a predicted model, not a curated record